Arabis nemorensis is the source of this 696-nucleotide messenger RNA. The record is from the annotation of a GenBank genome assembly. Lineage: Eukaryota; Viridiplantae; Streptophyta; Magnoliopsida; Brassicales; Brassicaceae.
AUGCAGCAAGACCCGAAUCCCAGACCCGCCACUGGGUAUCCUUACCCGAAUCCGCAACAACAAGCCGCCGCCGCCGGGUACCCAUACCAGAACCAUAACCCUUACUACGCGGCGCAAUCUAAUCCACGCGCCGUCUUGAUCCGCCGUCUGUUCAUCGUGUUCAUGGCUUUUCUCAUCAUAUUAGGACUGAUCCUCUUCAUCUUCUUCCUCGUUGUUCGUCCCCAGUUCCCCCUUGUUUACAUCAACUCUCUCUCCGUCUCCAAUUUCAACGCCUCCAACAAUCAGGUCUCCGGUAAAUGGGAUCUCAGUCUCCUCAUCCGGAACCCUAAUUCCAAGAUGUCGCUUCACUACGACACUGUCCUCUGCUCUGUGUAUUACCGCCGCGAGUCUCUCUCCGACACGCGUUUACAGCCCUUCGAUCAAGGGAAGAAAGAUGAGACGCCCUUCAACGCCACGCUCUCUGUCUCCGGGACUUACGUCGACGGGAAAUUGGCUGAUUCCAUCGCGAAAGAGAGAGCGUCCAAGGGGACCGUAGAGUUUGACCUCAGGAUGGUCUCUUUUGUCACUUUCCGAUACGGAGCUUUCCGGAGAAGGAGAUACCUCACCAUUUACUGCGACGGCGUGGCGGUUGCUGUUCCGGUGACUGGUAGUUCCGGGAAGAUGCUUGGUUUGUCAAAGAAAUGCAAAUCCUAUUGA